Molecule: messenger RNA, 750 nt
Organism: Yamadazyma jaroonii
Lineage: Eukaryota; Fungi; Ascomycota; Pichiomycetes; Serinales; Debaryomycetaceae
Source: the annotation of a GenBank genome assembly
UCUACUGCUACUGGUGAAGUUAUCAUUACUACUGAUUCAGAUGGUGAAUUAUACACUACAACUGAUAUCUUCGGUGACUGUCCAGAAUGUACUGAUUACACCACUACUUUUGUUACUACAUUACCAGAUGGUACUGUUUCAACUGCUACUGGUGAAGUCAUUAUUACUACUGAUUCAGAUGGUGAAUUAUACACUACUACUGAUAUCUUCGGUGACUGCCCUGUUUGCACAGAUUACACUACAGGAUACACCACCACUGAUAAGGAAGGUCACGUUUCCACAGGUUCUUGUGAAGUUAUUGUAACAACUGAUAAAGAAGGUGACGUUGUAACUCAUACCGUAGCUUUAGAAGUCACUGCAUCAACUGUUUGUGCCAAGGGUACUUGUGUUGCUGUGACUGUAACUGACCACAUUGACGUUACUGAAACUGUUGAAUGUCAUGUUUGUACCCACUAUGCUACUUCAGUGGUGACUACUGAUGAACAUGGUGUGACUGUUACUAUCCCAUGUGACGUAAGUGUUGGUACUAAUUCUGUUGGCGAAGCCACUACUACGACUAUUAUGGAUACUACAGGAAAAGAAGCUCCUACUUUUGCUGCUUCCAACACAAUUGCCCCAGUCAGUAUUUCUGAAAGUACUACAGUGGCUGCUCCUUCAGUUACUGCUUCAGUACCGGAAGGUUUAGGUGGCAGAGUUGAACCAACUUUUGCCUUUGCUAUUGCAGGAAUGAUUUCAUUAUUCCUCUUGUAA